GAAAUUCUGCAGACGUAGUCAGGUGAGGUAUACUUUCCAACAUGUACCGGGUCACUGUAUCAUAAUGACCCCAUGCCGGGUUACCAGAUGACGGGUGUGGUCGAUGGUGCAGACAGGCUGCUGGAAGGUCAUGAUCAAUACCUGGACUCUUGCUUCAGACCACCCACGUACUCAAAUAAUACCUAUCCGCGAUUUCCGCCGGAACUGAUCGACCACAUUUUCGAGAUCCUCCGGUACGAUCCUUUUACACUGACGAGGUGUCGCUUCAUUUGUCACGCUUGGUACCAUGCUGCAAAACGCCUCUUCUGGGGCAGCUGGCUCGAGUUGGGAACCCGAGAGGUCUUGGACGACUGCGUACAUAUGUUCUUGUCAAAUGGCAAUCGACCGUAUGGCAAGACAUUUACCAGCCUGAAGAUUGUGGAGGAUCCUCAAAGGCCCUUCAUACGCGUCUUUCCAAUGUGCAUCCCCGGGUACAUUCUACCACGAUUGACGAGCCUAGGGAUAGAGGACUUCGACUGCGCAGUCGCAAGGCCACAUGAUCGCUUCUUCCACUCCCUCUCCUACUACACUGGCAUCACAAGACUAGGUAUCACACAGUGCUGCUUUCGCAGUAUGGCAGAACUCCGUAGGAUUUCCAAUGCACUACCGAGCCUCGAACACUUGUCUCUCUGGGACGUCACACUGCAGCACCCGCUGGUACCUGAUCCAGUGACCCGCUACGUUCCCUCGUACCGCAACAAGCUCAAGAGAAUCGGACUUGGGACUUAUCACCCAACUUCCGAGUCGGCUGCUCACUUGUAUGAACACGGUCGAUUGUUGUUGGACGUAUGUGCGACGUACCCAUACGUAACAGAACUAGAGUUGGACCUCCGCUGCUACUCCUCGUUCUCACAUCUUCAUCGGGUUUUAUCCCAUUUCUCCCAUCUGUCCAACUUGUCGCUACGGAAUGCAUUCGGCCCCCAUGUCGAGCCUGCGUCAAUGGCGGACAUGACCCUGUACACAGCACAUGCACCAAAUCCCUCGCUGUCGACUUUCGGACUCGUUUACGUACCCCAAUUGUGGGCAUCCCAGCUUCUGAAGCUGUGGUCAACACCGCAAGUGUGUAGCCAACUGGAGGUCAUAUGGCUUGACUUCACUGCCAUCGAGGAUGCCCCAUGUGCAGAUCUUGGACCACACGUUACAGAGGUCCUGCGUCUCGCCGGAACUGCGCUCAAGACGCUCGAGCUUGAGUGUUAUCUCGCUAAUGGAUACGAUGUCGUACCGCGACUUACAGCAAAUACAGCACUGACAAUGCUAACGGUGCACUUUCGCGCUGUCGAACCGUCACUUCCGAGGAUCCAGAGGGCCCUAUGUAUCUUGCUAUCUGACAUCCGAAGCUCGCAUUUGGGGCGGCUCAGAAUCACCAUUAAUCUGUCCCACUCCGAGACGUCUGAAUAUGGGGACGAGGUGUUGGUCAGCGAGACAGACUCUCCCAGCUUCACCUUCGAUUUCCAGAGUGUACUCUCUCGUGGCGUCUUUCACCGGCUUCCAGCACACUCUGAGCAGGACGAGGCGGGUGUUGUCAUUCAAGUCCAGACGGACUCGGAAGAGAUCCAAAUCGCCACAAUGUCUGCGAUCAAGUCGUAUAUGAUCAACCUGUUCGCGCCGUGGCUGGAUCGCGAAGUCUUACGGCUCCACUUCAUUCCCGAUCCUGACGGUGAAUUGUCCGUCACUCGUGAUCCCUCAUCAGUACUUGGGACGCAUACCAGCAUUACGAAAAUCCAGGACGCGGGAGAUGACGAAAGCGGAGGAAACGUGUGCGAUGCUAGUGGAGAUACAGAUGUGAUUUCUCCGGGGCCGAUAGACGGUGCGCUUGGAGUUGCAGGACUGACCUCGGACUAUCAAGUUGUCAACAACCGAACUCGGAGAGCGCCUUUGUGAACGGCGUUCGGCGCGGUAAUCCACCGGACAUCUCGCCGCUACACGCUUAGCAGGCUUUUGCAGUCGAUUUGCGAGACUCAUGACGAGAAUCCUUGGAAUUGGAGCUGAAGAACGGACGUGCAGGGUUAGGAUUCGGGAACAUGGGCGUGAUACACACAGGACAGGAUGGAUCAUAGGUUUGCGAGGUCGUUAGGGGACGUGCAGGACUCACCGCGCGUACUGCUGUAAGAAUCAUGUUGUCUAUUGUAUGCGCUCCCUUCGUAUGACACCGCCGACUCCGAGCUAGCUAGCACUCUCAGGCCCGUGCGUCGGAGAUAUGAUACCAUUCGUCCGUUGUCACGGUCGUUCUGGGCGCGGGCAUCAGUUCCCGCAAAUGUACAACUUGAAGCUGAUACGG
Fomitopsis serialis is the source of this 2317-nucleotide messenger RNA. RefSeq lists its product as uncharacterized. The transcript has 5 exons. The coding region runs from base 73 to 1920 and encodes 615 amino acids. The record is from RefSeq and is a predicted model, not a curated record. Lineage: Eukaryota; Fungi; Basidiomycota; Agaricomycetes; Polyporales; Fomitopsidaceae. Gene Ontology annotation, molecular function: protein binding.